Molecule: messenger RNA, 5334 nt
Organism: Sinocyclocheilus anshuiensis
Lineage: Eukaryota; Metazoa; Chordata; Actinopteri; Cypriniformes; Cyprinidae
Product: activin receptor type-2A-like
Exons: 11
Coding region: 1114-2700 (528 amino acids)
Biological process (GO): cellular response to growth factor stimulus; protein phosphorylation; activin receptor signaling pathway
Cellular component (GO): activin receptor complex; plasma membrane
Molecular function (GO): metal ion binding; ATP binding; activin binding
Source: RefSeq, a predicted model, not a curated record
CGUCCAUCUUGAAUACAGUAAGCCAACGGUGACUGACAGCAACAGAGAGGGAAAUCGCGAUAAAUUGAGUUCCGACCGCUCUAAAAAGUCAAUCGACCGUGAACACCGGGACAAUACAUAUUGAAGGAUUACAUUUACUGACGCUAUCUGUCAAUUCUGUCUCAUUUUUGGCCUCAUACUCCCGACGGGGCUGAUUAAGUUAUUUCGAGGCUGUAAUGUUAUGUGCUAAGCUUUAUUCAGCCGUUGACAUGUCUUAGUUUAAAACGACUGUUUGUUUGAACUACCUACCUUAGCAGUUCUGGAGAAGCUUUGUGAGGUCGGGAAUUGCAGGUUUGAGUCAUUAACACCAGAAGGGAAUGUGGAUAUAGCGCGUUUGGCCAUAUUUAAGUCCUCCACUGUCAACUUGAGCUCGCGCGUGCGCUGAAUCGUGCGCGUGACCCCAUUUAUUUCACUUUAUCUAUGAUCUGUUGUACUGCAUAUAUUAUAUUUAAGCAUAAAGCGAAGUGAGCGUGAUGCGGAAACAUCGUUUAGGGAUGUUAAUUCCAUUUUUAUCCCCGUAAAUGUGCAUGCAUUUAGUGUACUGCCAUAGACUUUCCAGGUGGUUUGGAGGCAUUUAUCUGCUUGACAUUUUAGUUCCUUUGCAUUAACAACAAUAUUUGUAUCUAUAUAUUUUAUGGCGGGUUCUAUGCAUAGGUUGUCCAGUUGUGCUGAUCACUGGGUUUGGGAGCUGGCCCAUUUACUGAACGAGUUUAUUGAACGAGCUCGUUUAUUCUGAGCGCGCGGCAGGGCAACAUUUGUAUAGAUACAGUAUUCGUACGCAUUGGAAUUUCCUCGUUAUUGAUAUGAGUUUUAAAGCAAACUGCAUGGACAGUCAUAGAUCACUUUAUUUCUAAAAGCUCGUCUGCUUUGAAUGAACUAUCACCAGUGGACACUUUAAUGCCGUUUCUAAAUCGCCGAAUCUGAGGACUAUAGGCUGGCAUUGGAUUUUUGCACUGCCAUAUAUCACUGACUCGGUGACAUGGAUGUGUUUCACUGACUGCUGAUCAGUGGUUCGAGGAGCAACUUGAAUGCAAAGACUUUUGGAUUUUGUAGGGCAAGACAGAAGAUUGAAAGAUGGGACCUGCAACAAAGCUGGCUUUUGGAGUGUUCCUCAUUUCCUGCUCCUCAGGUGCCAUUCUCGGCCGAUCAGAGACACAAGAGUGUGUGUUCUACAACUACAACCCCAGCUCGGAGAACCGAGGAAAUCGCAGCAGUAUUGAGUCUUGCGUGGGCGAGAAGGACAAGAGGCUUCAUUGCUUCGCAACUUGGCGAAAUGUGUCAGGAUUGGUUGAAAUAGUAAAGCAAGGCUGCUGGCUUGAUGAUGUCAACUGCUAUGACAGCACUGAGUGUGUUGAGAAGAAGGAGGACCCGGAUGUGUUCUUCUGCUGCUGCGAGGGCAACAUGUGCAACGAGAAAUUCUUCUAUAACCCUGACAUGCAGCCAGUUCAGAGUAAGGCUCCCCUCAGCGACACAAACAGCAAAGUCUUUAAGGCAACAUCUAACCCCUUCACCCAGAAGCCACCACUGUUCAGUACCCUUCUGUACUCCAUCGUGCCCAUCAUGGGCAUCACCGCCAUUGUCCUGCUCUCCUUCUGGAUGUAUCGACAUCACAAGCUGGCGUAUCCACCUGUUCUGGUGCCUACCCAGGACCCUGGACCCAUGCUGCCGUCUCCCACCCUGGUCCAGAAGCCUCUGCAGUUGUUGGAAAUCAAAGCUAGGGGGCGCUUUGGCUGUGUGUGGAAAGCUCAGCUGCUUAAUGACUAUGUGGCAGUGAAGAUUUUCCCCAUUCAGGACAAGCUGUCAUGGCAGAACGAGUAUGACAUUUACAAUCUCCCUGGCAUGAGGCAUGAAAACAUUCUGCAGUUCAUUGGGGCAGAGAAGAGAGGAAGUAACCUGGACAUUGAGCUGUGGCUCAUCACAGCUUACCAUGAAAAGGGCUCCCUGACGGACUACCUAAAGGCAAACGUAGUGACGUGGAAUGAGCUGUGUCACAUCGCUCAAACCAUGGCUAGGGGUUUGGCUUACUUGCACUCUGACUUCCCCGGACACAGAGACGGCCACAAACCAGCCAUCGCACACAGAGAUAUUAAGAGCAAGAACGUGCUGCUGAAGUCUAACCUGACUGCCUGUAUAGCUGACUUUGGUCUGGCUUUGAGGUUUGAGGCAGGAAAGUCAGCUGGGGACACACAUGGGCAGGUGGGAACCAGACGUUACAUGGCCCCGGAGGUGUUGGAAGGGGCAAUCAACUUCCAGCGAGAUGCUUUCCUCAGGAUAGACAUGUAUGCAGUGGGACUGGUGCUGUGGGAGCUGGCAGCCCGUUGCACUGCGUCUGAUGGUCCAGUGGACGAGUACAUGCUUCCGUUUGAGGAGGAGGUGGGCCAACACCCCACUCUAGAAGACAUGCAGGAGGUGGUGGUCCACAAAAAGCUUCGGCCCACUCUCAGGGAGUGCUGGCAGAAACAUCCGGGUCUGGCCAUGCUGUGCGAGACUAUAGAGGAGUGUUGGGACCAUGAGGCUGAGGCGCGUCUCUCCGCGGGAUGCGUCGAGGAGCGUGUGAUCCAAAUGCAGCGGCAGACCAGCGUCUCCGCCCCAGAGGAAAUAGUCACCGUUGUAACAAUGGUGACCAAUGUGGACUAUCCCCCUAAGGAGUCCAGCCUAUGACUGGAGGAUAUCAGCAUGUGAAUUGCGGGCUGACCGAACAGAAAAGAUGCGUUGGGGAUGGUGGUGGACUGCAGUUCUGACGGCUGGCUUCAGACAUGCUGGAUAAUCGUCCUGUACUUACGGCUGGAGCAAAUGCAGACAAUGCAUUUUGUGCAGAAUCUGGGUUUAAUACAGGUUUACCUGGAGCCAGCUACGUUAUUGUAUGUGUUGUGUAUAUAUAAACUAGUGCCACGGGGCGCUCUGGUAAGGACGGAUGGAUUAUAAGCCGACAUCAAAAACGAACCUCUUUGUUGUCGUUUCUCUGCUAUGAGAAUAAACUUUCCCAUUCAAGGAGUAAACGAGACUCCUCCGCCGCACGGCACUCGUGUCAUUUCAGUAUAAAAAAGGGCAACGUCCAUGUAAAGACACAUUUAAUGUGUACGUAUGAAUGACUAUUGUAAUGCCAAUAAGAAACAGCUUUUUGAAUGUGUAGUGUGACGCUGCUGUACAGAUAUCAACAGAAAGGGUGACGAUACAACCCAAAUCAACACGUUUCCUCUGAAAGCUUUCAGAGUUUCUGUCAGAUAACCACCAACCUCUCGACAAGGUAUACCUCAGUUUCUCAUCCUAAUAAUAAGUUUGUUUUGUAACACUAUAUGAUAUAAAAAAGAGGAUUUUCGAUGACCUCCAUUUGGCACGGAAGCUUUUUAAAUACGGGGAAAACUUUUUUUAUAUGACAGAUUAUGCCAAGAAACGAUGGCCAUUCAUAAACCAGUGUUCUGCCUUCUUUCUUUUAGUUGUUCUCUGUGUUGCCCUGCUGUUUAAAAUGUGAUACUUUUGUUCUUUUAGCAUUGUAACCAUUUGUUUGUUAAAACAAAUUUUGACCUUUAUCAAGACCUGUUGAGAAGAAAAAAUCCCUGAAAAUAUGAAUUUUGUGAACAUAAUACAGAAGCACUUACCAAUAUAGGUUUGCGGUGUCCUCACAACAUUGACGUAUGUGCAUGCCUUGUUUUCUUUUCUUUCUUUUUGGUUCAUUUUUAAUUUUCUUAGCUUUUCAAACCUUUAUCAUGUGGAGCUUGUGCAUGAGAUCCCGUUAGCAGUCAUGGAAACCCCUUCAUUAUUGGUUCAUCUGAAGUAUUUCCUGUCUUCGGGGCGUCACUCUUUUUGUUCCAUUUCCAUUUGGAAUCAUCCAAUCUUGGUCUUCUAUGGUCAAACUGGUUUCAGAUCAGCAGCCAGGCAACCUUCUACACACUUCUACAAGAACUGUAUCUCAGUAUGUCUCAGGAAGCGUUUCCUUUUGCUUUGAGCCCUCUGGUGCCAUUCUGGUGACCCUUGUUGUAUUAUGUAUGCAAGGGCCCUUAAUAUAACACCUUAUUAGUGUGGUCAUAUUAUGUGCAAUAACAUCCUAAGCAGGGACUGUUUCACAGCUCACAGGCCACUUCCAGUGUGGUAAAAAUCCAAGCGCAUAGCAGUUUGCUUAGACCAUAAUGUACAUCACAAACUGAAGUCGACGUCAGGCUAUGCAUAUGUUAUGACGCCCGGUUGUCUGAGAGUAUUAAGCUAAUAAUAUGCUGUAAUGGGUACCGAACACAUGCAGUAACUCUCUGCCAGCAGAGUCUUUCAAAAGAACAGCUUCUCUGCUGCUGCUCUUUGGCUUCGUUCACACUGCACUUGAAUCCAAUUUGAUUUUCAAAUCCGAUCUUUAGAAUCAUUUUGCGAGAAAUUUGUUCGGACAGUGUAGUCAAUAUCCAGAUAUAUCCAGAUAACAAAAAACUGCUUCAAAUCUGAUCAGACUGUUCACACUGAAACUGAUAUUAAUCUGACUUCAAACCACGUUUAUUUAUAAAAAUCUGGUUUUUAUGAGGGUUUUUUCCCCUUUUAGACUACAAACAACUAAUCUGAUUUGUAUCAGAUACUAAAUUGGAUUUCUGCUGCUUGUCUGAACAAGUCCUGAAAUAUGAUUCAGUGGCUCAUUUUGGUUCAUUUUGCUUUCAAUAUUUUAGUUACAUUGCACCCCAAAAGAGUGAAAAAUGAAUUGAGAUCUGAACUGACAAUUGAACGCAUUUCUGAAAAUCUGAUUUUAAUUUGAUUUAAAAACCACAUAUUCAUGUGAUUUGUAUCAGGUUUGUAAAAAUUGUCUGAUUUCAUGUGCUUUUCCCCCCGUUCAGACUACAAACAACUAAACUGAUUUGAAUCAGAUACUAAAUCAUAUGCUGUCUGUCUGAACAAAUAAUCCAAAAAAUUUCAAAUGAAUUGAGAUGUGAUCUGACCAUUCAGACUCAACGCAUUUGUAAAAACCUGAUUUGAAUCUGAUUUCAAACCACAUGGCUGUGGUUUGAAUCCAGUUUGUAAACAAUGCAUUUCAUGUUUGUGUUGGUUUUUUUUCAUCCAUUCAGACUACGAACAUCUGAACUGAUUUGAGUCUGAUACAAAAUCUGAUUUCUGUUGCCUGUCUGAACAAAUCGUGAAGUAUGAUUCAGUUCACAAUUCUUUUACAAUAUGAUGCAUUUGACAAUGUUCAGAUCCAUACAACCGUAUACAAUCAAGCCCUUUCAAUGAAAGCUCUCUAUCUCUCUCUCUACUGUAGCAUUCUCAGCCAGCUCAUUCUGUUUUACUUCAUCUGAUGGUAAAUUAAUACGGGGCCUGUGCCAUCUC